This is a messenger RNA of Aspergillus nomiae NRRL 13137, 1587 nucleotides long. Its product is annotated as aminotriazole resistance protein. The transcript is spliced from 7 exons. Bases 1 to 1587 code for a protein of 528 amino acids. Gene Ontology annotation, biological process: transmembrane transport. Gene Ontology annotation, molecular function: transmembrane transporter activity. Gene Ontology annotation, cellular component: membrane. NCBI's taxonomy places the organism in Eukaryota, Fungi, Ascomycota, Eurotiomycetes, Eurotiales, Aspergillaceae. The record is from RefSeq and is a predicted model, not a curated record.
AUGGGAACAGCACCAUGGACGCGACUGCGCGCGGUCCCAUACCAAAUGGGAAGCCGAAGUCCCUACCUGACUCUCGCCGUCGUAUGUACGGCGAUGUUUCUGGACCUUGCCAAUCUCAGUGCCAUCACAAUCGCCCUUCCGACAAUACAGAAGGAGUGGGGCACUACGGAGGGCGAUCUGCAAUGGAUCAUUUCUGCCUAUUCGAUCACGUUCGGAGCGUUUCUGCUGCUGGGAGGCCGAGGGGGUGACUUGUUUGGUCACCACCGUGUGCUCCUCUUUGGCAUGUCCUUUUUCGCGCUGUUCACCAUGGUCUGUGGUCUCGCCCCCAACUUCAUUGGCCUGGUCGUGGCCAGAGCCCUGCAAGGGAUUGGCGCGGCGUUUACGAUUCCCUCGGCGCAGGCCCAUAUCGCGGUGUGUUUCCCCGAGCCCGCAAAGAAGGCCCAGGCCCUGGGCUUCUGGGGGGUCUCAGGAUCCCUGGGUUUCAUUAUCGGUCUUAUUCUGGGCGGUGUCCUGACUGCCUAUGUUGGGUGGCGAUGGAUCUUUUGGAUCUCGCUCAUUCUAUCCGGCAUCAUCAUUCCCGCGGCGUUUUUCAUCCUCCCACGACCCGAUCGUCCACCAGCAGACGAGGCGGCGUCCCCGGGGGGUGACCUGGAGACUGGGCAACCAUCCGCUCCUACCAACCGCCUGGUUGCAGCCGUCCAGCGGAUUGUCACCCGCUUUGAUCCGCUGGGCAUUGCGCUGAGUGUGGCGGGAAUUCUGCUCCUCACCUACGCGCUCACGUCCGCGAAUACAGAAGGAUGGGGGAGUGCGCGAAUUGUGGCCCCACUGGUCAUCUCGGUGGUCCUCCUCGCCUUGUUCGUCUUCCAUGAGUGUCGGACUGCCAACGGGAUCGUUGCACCGCAUCUUUUCCAUUCCACCUCCUUUAACCUCACCCUCGUGCUGGCGGUGAAUACGUAUGCGGUCCGCCAGGCGUGCACCUACUUCCUGACCCUCCAGCUGCAGUCCUACGGCAACAGUGCCAUCCACACCUCCGUCCUCUUCAUCGCUCUGGGAGUGAGUGCCCUCAUCUUUAACACGUUGUCCGGUCGACUGGUGCCCAUCCUGGGUGCUCGCCUCAUGUUUAUCCUCGGCUGGGGCUUCUCUAUUCCUGGUGUGCUUCUCUUUUCCUUCAUUGACCAUGAUACCUCGUACUGGCGGUAUACCUUUCCCGGGAUGGUCCUCUAUAUUGCCGGAAUCGGUGCCGUCUACAUCACGGCAAACUUUGUCGUCGUUUCCUCCGCUUCUCGAGCCGACCAGGGGGCGGUUGCCGGGGUGUUCAAUGUGGCACUGCAGGUAGGCGGUUCGGUUCUCGGUCUGGCGGUCAUCACGGCCAUUGCACAGGGCAUCCAGCGACGGUACGGGGACCCAUCUCUCCCGAAGGACGCAUACGGUCGCAUCGGCUACCAGAGUGCGUACUAUAGUUGUGUCAUUUUGUGUUUCAUUGCGCUGUUGCUCAGUGUCUUCGCAAUCGAGAUCCCACCCAGCAUGAGGGGAACGGUGUGGAAGAGAUUUCAAAAAGAGCAGACAUCUUCUAUGGAAGAAAAGUGA